Molecule: messenger RNA, 3664 nt
Organism: Anguilla rostrata (American eel)
Lineage: Eukaryota; Metazoa; Chordata; Actinopteri; Anguilliformes; Anguillidae
Gene: parp8
Product: poly (ADP-ribose) polymerase family, member 8
Exons: 26
Coding region: 512-3076 (854 amino acids)
Biological process (GO): endoplasmic reticulum unfolded protein response
Cellular component (GO): membrane; endoplasmic reticulum tubular network; nuclear envelope
Molecular function (GO): NAD+ poly-ADP-ribosyltransferase activity; protein serine/threonine kinase activator activity; kinase binding
Source: RefSeq, a predicted model, not a curated record
AGUGAGGUAGGAAGUGAAAGAAGUCACACUCAUGACAUCACCCAACUGCAACUGAAAUGUGGUCUGUUGAGUUCAGUGCAUGAUUCACAGCACGACAGUCUUGAUACUGUGCUUUCUAAUCGAGCUCCAGUAACGGACAGAAAGCGAUGUUGAUUUCACUUUAAGACUAGCAGUAGCUAUUGCUGUAGAUUUCGAAAUCGCCAUUGUUGCAUUCAGCCGAGCGAUGUGGAGUGGAGAUUGGGCUUUCGGUUUGAAAGAGCUAUCUAUGUGAAAUACAUCGCGCUGCGGAGCUGUUGAGUCUUGGAGGUUUUUUUAUUUCAAUCUAUUGUUAUCAGUGAUGAUAUAGAGGCAGUAACAGCACGGUGCGUCUGAUACACCUGGGAUUUCAAGACCAGCCAGAGUCAGCAAAGCUCAUUUUCGAAUUUCAGGCUGUGGAAUAUAUAAUUCCUGAAAGAUCAAUUUAUUUUUUGCAGUAAAUAAUAAACCAAGGCAUUCCAGGGGGUUUUAUUUCAUGGGGAUGUGUUCAAGGCAAGAGAGAAUACAAAAAGACGUCGACAUCGUAAUUCAAAGGUGCAAGGCAGAGAAAGACUGCCUGUUUUCUGAUUUCCGAUUCACGGACGCCACGUUCACAUUCACUUAUUCCAAGGGAUCUAAAAGGGUGUCCUAUUCUGUGCACGUCUCGGAAGAUUAUCCAGACAACACCUACGUGUCUAAUUCCGAAAAUGACGAUGACGUCUUAGUUACGAGAGAUCCUAUUCCUGUCAUUUUCCACAGAGUAUCAACAGAAAUUAGAAUAAACAAUGAUGCCACCAGCUGCCUGUCCAUCAAAUCAAAGCUUCAUAUUGAUAAAAACCAGUGUCAUUCCACCAUAGAGGAGGAUUCGGAAGGGGACAAUGACUCCGAGGAGUUCUAUUAUGGUGGGCAGGUGAACUACGACGGGGAGCUCCACAAGCACGCGCAGCUGGAGGCCGACCUGGCAGCAGUGCGGGAGUUGUAUGGACCUCACGCAGUAUCUCUCAGGGAAUACGGUGCAAUCGAUGAUGUUGAUAUUGAUUUACACAUCGAUGUCAGUUUCCUGGACGAGGAAAUAGCUCACGCAUGGGAUGUGAUCAGGAGGGAGCCGGUCAUUAUACGUCUGCACUGUUCGCUCACACAAUACCUGAACGGACCAGUACCAACAGUCGAUGUGUUCCAAGUGUCUACCAAAGACCGGUUUGGGCUUGGGCAUCAGCUGAAAAAGAUCAUGCAGACAUUUGUCACGCAGCAAUGGAAACAGAGUAAAGAGAAACUCAACUGCGCUUACAGCAAAAAACAGUCGGAUAAGAAGGUGAAAUCUCCACUGCACAUCUUUUCAACGCUUCGCAGAUCCCCGAGUUACCCUCCUCCCGGAUGUGGAAAGAGCAAAAAGAAGUUGAAGCCGGAGCAGGACGGCGUGUCCAAGUCCCAUAAACUUUUGCGCAGGACUUGUUCCAGCACGGUUAAGGUCGAUGACGGCUGCGCCAACAAGCCCCACAAGAUCCUGGGCCGCUCCCUGUCCAGCGACCCUCGGGCGGAGCAGGCCCUGUCCCUAAAACCCCACAAACUGCUGACCCGGCCCUGCCCGGCCUCUGUCAAGCCCGACGACUGUGCCUCUCUGAAGCCCCACAAGCUCCUGCCCCGCGCGUGCGACCACAGCGGGGGUGGCGGCGGGGGCGGCUCCCUGAAGCCCCACCGCCUUCUGAGCCGCUCCUGUUCCGGAACCAUCCGGACCGAGGAGCUGGACGGCCUCAAGCACCACAAGCUGCUGAGCAGGUCCUACUCCAGCAGCACCAAGCUGGGCAAGGCGGACCUCUUCAAGGAGCCCGCCUCCGAGGGCCGACGCCUCUCUCUAACCUCAGGGCUUAUCGGGAUCCUUGCCCCAUCGCUGUCUGCCCCGCCCAUGGUAAUCCAGCCGCCAAACAGUGGUGCAAAGUCAACACCAGUAAGAGAUCGAGGCUUCCUUGUCCAGACCAUGGAGUACGCAGAGCAGAGGAUUCCGGUCCUUAACGAGUACUGCGUGGUCUGUGACGAACCUCACGUGUUCCAGAAUGGCCCGAUGUUGCGACCCACCGUUUGUGAGCGGGAGCUGUGUGUGUUUGCCUUCCAAACGCUCGGCGUCAUGAACGAGGCCGCAGACGAGAUCGCCACAGGGGCCCAGGUGGUGGAUUUGUUGGUCUCCAUGUGCCGAUCUGCUCUGGAGUCGCCAAGGAAAGUCAUGAUUUUUGAGCCAUAUCCUUCUGUGGUGGAUCCAAAUGAUUCUAAGGCACUGGCCUUUAAUCCACGGAAAAAGGACUAUGAUCGUGUUAUGAGAGCCCUUGACAGCCUUACAUCUAUCAGAGAAAUGACCCAGGCACCCUACUUGGAAAUUAAGAAACAGAUGGACAAGCAUGACCCGUUAGCUCACCCCUUGCUGCAGUGGGUGAUAUCCAGCAACAGGUCACAUAUAGUUAAAUUACCAGUAACCAGACAACUGAAGUUCAUGCACACACCGCACCAAUUCCUCCUCCUCUGCAGCCCGCCUGCCAAAGAAUCCAACUUCAGAGGAGCCAAAAGCCUCUUUGGAAGCACCUUUGCAUUUCAUGGUUCUCACAUAGAGAAUUGGCACUCCAUCCUGAGAAACGGCCUGGUUGUUGCAUCGAACACGAGACUCCAGCUCCAUGGCGCCAUCUAUGGGAGUGGAAUCUAUCUAAGCCCAUUGUCAAGCAUUUCCUUUGGUUACUCAGGGAUGAAUAAAAAGCAGCAGAAAGUUUCUUCGAAGGAUGACAUGGCAGCAAGUAACAAGACCAACAUUAACUUGCAGUCACAGAAGAAGGGACACCAGCCGCAGUUCCUGCAGAGUCGGAACCUGAAGUGCAUAGCCUUAUGCGAAGUUAUUACUUCCCCUGAUCUGCACAAGCACGGCGACAUCUGGGUGGUACCAAACACAGACCACGUCUGCACCAGAUUUUUCUUUGUUUAUGAGGACGGACAGGUUGGUGACACAAGCAUCAACACACAAGAUGCCUGUAUCUACAGGGAGAUCCUGCGCGUGAUUGGCAAUCAAACUGCCACCGGGUGAAGACGACCAAUGCAAUACCGCUGCCUGGCCACGCCCCCUUCAGUCUCAAAGCUGGCUUUUGAGCUGAAGACGUGAAUCUAACGUGUUUUGUCAAAACCCAACGACAUUGAACAAAUUUGCAUACAUUUGAAAUCUUAACAGCUACACUAUUUAUACCCCUGGUGUGACCACAGGUAUUUACGUGGAAAAUAUGUAGCAAACAGUUUAGAAAGAAUCAUUUUGCAAUGUUUAUAAAUAAAGGAAAAAUACCAUUUUUCAGGAACUUCCAGUUUGACAGAUGGACUACUUAACUUUUGUAGUUAAAAUUGAAAUUGGUAUUACACUUUGGCAAAAGUUUGAGAAUUCUGGCAGACGUUGGGCCUUUGCAGGUAACUUUGCUAUUCCUGUAUAAUAAGGUGCCAUCAGACCUUGUUUACUAAGUGUUGUACAUUUUUAAUUUACAAUGUAUUUUCUGUAUACUGAAGGUGUUAAAAUGCACUUUAAACUUUUAUUGUACUAUAUGUUUCAACUUAAUCGUCAUCUGAAAAUGCCUUUUUCCAUCUUAAGCUUCGUUUAUGGGAAGAAAAAUAAAAAAAACAUUGGUGUUAA